Molecule: messenger RNA, 1910 nt
Organism: Capsella rubella
Lineage: Eukaryota; Viridiplantae; Streptophyta; Magnoliopsida; Brassicales; Brassicaceae
Product: probable serine/threonine-protein kinase At1g01540
Exons: 7
Coding region: 320-1762 (480 amino acids)
Biological process (GO): protein phosphorylation
Molecular function (GO): ATP binding; protein kinase activity
Source: RefSeq, a predicted model, not a curated record
CCCAUUUCCAACACACUCUCCUCUCUCUCUCUCUCUAUCUCAGACAACACUGAGAGCCGAUUCUUUAAAUUCCUUCAAAAUUGUAAAAAACUUUUAAUUUAUUAUUCGAUUGAAUUUGUUUAUUCGUCUCUUUGUUUUUACUCAAUCCCCUGUUUCCGGUUCUGUUCGAUUCUUCUCUCUCUCUGUUUUUUUUCUCGUUAUUUUGCAUACCAGCCACAUGCAACUGAUUAUUAUUAUUAUUAUCCAUAUCCAUUGAUUCGCCGGAAAGUUUAUUCUUUUUCCGGCUAGUUAUGCGAAAACCCAUUAAUCGAAUCAUUCUAUGACGAUAUCUUUAUUCAAUCCUGAUUCCAUCAACGACGAGCUAUCCAAACCAACAUCGAUCUUUGGUCUGAAGCUCUGGGUCGUCAUCGGGAUUUUGCUGGGAUCUCUUAUAGUCAUCGCUCUCUUCUUUCUCUCCCUUUGUUUAACCUCUCGCCGGAGACAUCGCAAGCCACGUCACGCCGAUUUCGCAUCCGCAGCCGUAGCCACGCCGCCGGUUUCCAAAGAGAUUCAAGAGAUCGUUAGACCUCCUGCGCAAGACCAUUACCAUCCGACGCAUCCCGUUGCGGCGGAGAUCCAAGUCGACAUCGGGAAGACCGAGCACCGUGUUGUGUUCUCGGGUCGUGUCUCGAGUGGUGAAAGCAGAGGAACAGUGAGUGCUAGUGAAACGGCUUCGUAUUCAGGGAGUGGUUGUGUUGGACCGGAGGUUUCGCAUCUUGGUUGGGGAAGGUGGUAUACUCUUAGAGAGCUCGAAGCUGCGACGAAUGGAUUGUGUGAAGAGAAUGUGAUCGGAGAAGGUGGUUACGGGAUUGUGUAUAGUGGGAUUUUAACUGACGGAACUAAAGUCGCUGUCAAGAACCUGCUCAACAACAGGGGUCAAGCGGAGAAGGAGUUUAGAGUGGAAGUGGAAGCCAUUGGGCGUGUACGGCAUAAGAAUCUCGUUAGGCUUUUAGGGUACUGCGUCGAAGGUGCAUACAGAAUGCUUGUGUAUGACUACGUCGAUAAUGGCAACUUGGAGCAAUGGAUUCAUGGUGAUGUUGGUGACAAAAGUCCUCUGACUUGGGAUAUCCGUACGAACAUAAUACUUGGCAUGGCGAAAGGAUUGGCGUAUCUACACGAAGGUCUUGAACCAAAAGUGGUUCAUCGGGACAUUAAAUCAAGUAAUAUCUUGCUUGAUCGUCAAUGGAAUGCUAAGGUAUCAGAUUUUGGACUUGCUAAGCUGUUGUUCUCGGAGAGCAGUUACGUGACAACACGUGUAAUGGGGACUUUUGGAUAUGUUGCGCCUGAGUAUGCUUGCACGGGAAUGUUGACGGAAAAGAGCGAUAUCUAUAGUUUUGGGAUAUUAAUCAUGGAGAUAAUCACCGGAAGAAACCCAGUUGAUUAUAGUCGACCUCAAGGAGAGGUGAAUUUGGUGGAGUGGCUGAAAUCAAUGGUUGGAAACCGCAGGUCUGAGGAAGUAGUAGAUCCAAAACUACCUGAACCGCCAACUUCAAAAGCUCUUAAACGUGUGUUACUCGUGGCAUUGCGUUGUGUGGAUCCGGAUGCAAAUAAGAGACCUAAAAUGGGUCAUAUUAUACACAUGCUUGAAGCAGAAGACUUGUUCUAUCGUGAUGAACGACGAGCCACGAGGGAGCACACAAGCCGCGAGUAUAACCAACCUGCUGUAGUUUCAGCGGUUGCAGCUGAGACGAGGGAAAGCGACAGUUCAAGAGACAGAAGAUAAAAGAUGUAUGAAGAGACUCUCUACAAAAACAAAAUUUGUUUAAAUUAAGUUUUAUAUGACAUGAUUAUUAUUUUGAUUCUUUCUUGUUUGGGUUAUCCCUGACGUCUAGUUAAGAAUUUUGUCUGUAUAUAUAUUACUUUCGUCCCAA